AUGGCACUAUACCGCAUAUCAACCCUAUUAGCACUUGUGUUCUUUCUCUAUCAUACCACGGCAUCCGCAAUAAAGAGGGAUGCUGCCAACUCACAGAUUCGGUUUGUGGGAUGCAUGAACAACAAGGUCAGAGCUAUAACGUACAACGACUGGGCUCCCCAACCGGGUCAAAUACCGGACGAUUGGCUUUUAGUUGACGACAAACAAUCAAGCUUUCUUGCAGGCAGUCAGCUGGAAGGCAAUUCCAUAUUGCGCAAAACAAAAUGGAAGGUCCAAACACAGCAACAUGGCUGGGAAAGCGAAACGUUCAAGAGCUUUAUCGGCACCGCAACAUAUGGAAACGAAGGCUUCAACUGUUUCCAGGAUGAUGCACACGCGGUGUUCUUGAAUUUCUUCCUAGGGAAUUGCUACACGGAAAUCUACUGCACACACCAAGAGGCCAGAAAUCUCACCAUCACUGCCUCAACAGACGUCGUGGAACUGGCGACCAAUGUUACAGCCGAAGAAAUCAUCAGCCAUGCACCGGAACGACUUGAAAAACAAAGCAUGAACACAAACCCGGUCAAAAUCGACAAAGCAACGAUACCAUUCUCACCCGGCACCGAGUGCUUCAUCUCCUAUGAGGGCAAAGGAACUAAUGAAGAUCUCAAAGCCCUGAUCAGGGUACUGACGGAAAUCAUUGGCAAAGAGCCAGCUCUAUUCAAAUACGAAGUCGACAAGCACAACGGCGCUUGCGUGUGCCUGAAUCCCAACUCUUGUGUCUGCAAAGACCCAUAUUACACUGGACACCUCACGAUGCCAAGGAAGUAUACCUUGGUAACAACGAACAAUCCGCCGCCUCUCUCGAAUGAGAAUCCUGGCCCGGGCGCAUGGCUGGAGGCCACAGUCUCGUGCGCAUCUCCUACAGAGGAUAGUUCGUUGUGCAAAGCAUUGAAGACGGGAUUGAAAGGGACAGCCCUCAUUCCAGGAGUUAGUCAAGUGUUCGAGUCACUCCUGUGGUCCGCUAAUGUAGCAUGUUCACACUAA
Messenger RNA from Periconia digitata, 1026 nucleotides. The record is from the annotation of a GenBank genome assembly. NCBI's taxonomy places the organism in Eukaryota, Fungi, Ascomycota, Dothideomycetes, Pleosporales, Periconiaceae.